AUGGAAGUGCAUAGUAACCCAGCAUAUCGCAGUACAUAUUACCCUGACCACAGUAAUGUAGCUCCAGCCCAUCUCAAUAACUAUUUUCACCAACGACAUUCAUCGAUCUCAGACCCAGAACUAACCAAAAUCGAAGAGAAUUGCAACAAAAAUCGACCAGACGAACAACAUUACAGCUCGAAUAACUCUGAGAUUUACUACAAAUCAAACCUACGACAUACGGCUUCAGAAUGCAUGGAUUCGAAAUUUGGAUUAGAAGACAAUACCUACUACAACCCUCAUUAUGUGUGUAGAACUUCAUCAUCAGGGUCGUCAAUGUCUUCAGCUGUUGACCAUGUUCAACCUCAUUACUAUGAGAUUCAACCAAAUGAUGGACCUACUUUACUACCGUUAAAUUUAGUGGACAAAGAGGUUCAUUCAAGACGAGUAUCAGCUUUGUUAUCAGUUCAAAACAAAAAGUUGAUGCCAGCUCCAAAACCACCAAUACCCAACGAUAAUCGAAGAUACUCGUUAACACCAGAAAAGACUACUCAUCAUCACGGAUUGUUCCGGAAACAUAGUGAAGAUACGUCGACCAGAGAGAAGGGUUUUACAUUCGGGAAGAAGUCGGCUUCAAGGUUGAUUAAAACAAAGUUUAAUCCCUUUACGGCGCUCGGCUCGGAGCUGAGCAACAGUGCGAGCGCGUUGUACAAUCUCUUCACAAACGACAAGUCAGACAGCACAGAAGAACAGGUGAACAAACGACGAAAGGACUGGAACGAUGGUCUACGGUCAACAGAUGAUAUACCUUCUUCACCCGUAGCCAAAGUCACAGACGAACCAAAGUUCUUGGCUGGAUCUCAUCUAAACGAUUCGUCGACGAUAUCUGUAGGCAUGGCGAAGAUGAGAAGGCAGAAUUCAGAUAACGCUAGUUUGAAUAAUAACGACCUAAAGGAUGACGACUUUGAUGACAAUAUUUAUCAAGAUCCAUCAGUACGAUCUGCCGCGAACUUUGAUAGCAACGGAAGCAUAUACAGUAGCUUAAAUGGGUCGAUUUAUGGGACAAAUGGAAAUGUUUAUGGCACUAAUGGAUCAACCUUUAGUGCUACUGGACCAAUUUAUGGUACAAAUGGUCCAGAAGUUGUGUAUAGAUUAGGUCAUGAAGUUAUUAGGUCAAAUCCACAAGAUAUCUAUGCUUACAAACAUCAAAAUGCUCAAUCUCACUAUGCUGUAUCUACCACGUGCCAUUACUAUGAUACUGGAGAUCAGAAUGGCAUGAAGUUUAAUCAACAGCAUAACAAUAUCGACCGAAACAACUCUAAAUCCGACCAAAAUCAAGCCAACUUCAACCAAAAACAUCAAGAGUUUGAUCGAAACAACCUCGGUUUCACACCAAAACACGCCGAAUUCACACUGGAAUCAGAUGGGAGCAAAAACAGUAUGAUUGACCCGUCCGAAUCCGUGACGCCGCAACCAUCUGAUGACCUAACACCCCGUCCCGAACAGCUAAAACACAGCGAAAACGGAGACGACGAGGAGACGGACGAAGCGAUCGGUUCUUCGUCGUCGCAGUCCCUUCCGUCUACCGGCUCGUCCACGGUUAGCAGCGCGAUUUUACCUCCCACUUACAAAACGAAUGUUGUAAAGGAGUUUGUAAGUGUGGAAAGAGCGGGUGCGUUUCCAGAAAUCAACGGCGGGCAUGUCAAUGCAGAUGUAAAUGCUCAAAGAGAUCGUCGCUACGCAAUGAACCACGGCGACGAAAUCUACGCUGAAGGAGGGUGUGCAACCCAGUCUCGACGUCAUUUCGAUGCGUUAAGAGCGGUCAAAGAUGCCCAUCUACAACCACCAAAUUAUAUCCCAGUCACAAAGACUAGUAUUGCCAUGGUGCAUCAGCAUAUCAAUGAUAUCACGGUAAAAUUGGGGUUUGAAGGUUUUUUUGAUAUUACGGUAAAAAAUGGAUUUUAACGUUUUUUUUAAUGAAACCACGAUAAAAAUAGGGGGUUUUGGGGGAUAUUAUUGUAGAUAUGGCGACUUUUUAAUGGGGUACUCUUUUAAAAAUUUUCAUUUUAUGUGACAUGUAGUUAUAGGAAAAUUUGUUAAUUUGAAGUCGAUCAAAUAAUUUUAAUUUUUUACAUUGAUAUCAUGCUAAUAAAAUAAAUGUAAAAAUAGAUGUUGUGUUAGAAACAGUGCAACUUGAGUGUGAAUUGGGUUAAGUAGGUAAAGAAACGAUUUUGCGCUAGAGAUGCACUUUAUUGCGCUGGAAAAGAGCAAAAAUAUUAUAAGAUUUGAUUUGUAAAGUAUAAAAGUAAAGGUAAAUUUAAGGCUUAAUCAAAGUAUUAUUAUACCAUUAUGAAUAUAAGCAAAAUAUUAUCAUUUCAUGAUGAUUGUCUCUUUAUGGGUAUAGCCAUAGUCAAAUUAAAUACCUUAAAGUAAAAAAUAGUUUUAGGGCUAUAAAUCAUUAAAAGUAUAAAAAUAUUAAUAUUUAAAAUGAGGUAAAAAUAAAAAAGUGUUAAAAAUUGAUUUUUUUGCAAAAUCUUUGAUUAAAAACGUUAUUUUUAGGACCAAACGAAUCAAGUCUCAGAUCACACUCAACGAGGAAUUGAAUUUCUAGACAAAUACGGACAGUUUGUGAAAGAACGAGCGCAAAUCGAGGACGAAUAUGCGUUGAAAUUAAGGUAACAUGAACUGAUCUUUUUAGAUUUUUUAGCCCAAAAAAUUUUUUAGUUGGUAUAUUUUCUGGGCAGUAAACUUUGAGUUAUCUGAAAAUAAGUGCUAUAGUUCUUUUUUCAAACUUGGUAAAAACUUUUUUCCGAAUAUUUCGAAAAAUUCGAUUAAAAUGUAAAUUUAUUUUUUCAGGAAUCUGGCGAAGAAAUGCAGUACAAAGAAGAAGGAAGAAGACGAAUACAAAGCCUUCUCCUACUUCAAUACCUUUAAUGCCAUCCUAAAAGAGCUGGGUUCUUUGGCGGCACAACAUGAAACGAUCAGUGAAAAGUUGAAGAAUCAGAUUUGUCCAGUUGUGGCCACGAAAUGCAACGAAUUGCGAAUGGGUCGAAAACGGCACUUACAGGAACUUCAGAAUCUGAACAAUCAGCUAACGGCGCAGGUGGAUCACAUGAACAAAAUGAAAAAGAACUAUUUGUAAGUUGGGGAGGGGAAAAAUUUUUUAAGUUAUGGAUAUUGAGGAUGGGUAAUAUACGAUGAAUUUUCUUUGAUUUCUGGAUUUUUAAUUUAAGUUUUUAAAAAUAUUUUGACAUAUUAAGUUAUUUCAUAUCUUAACCUAGCUGUAGCUUCAAUUUUAUCAAUUUCUCUUUUUAGAAAAGCCUUCAAAGAAGCCGAGACCGCGUAUAUUAAGCACGACAAAGCCGAUAAGAAUAUGGAAAUAUCGCGAGCUGAACUAGAACGAACCAAAGCUAAUCUAGCUCAAAAAACCCACGCCAGUAACGACGCACGAUGUAGAUACUACGAGAUUUUACAACAAACGAACGCAGCACAAAAAGGACAUUACGAACAUCAGAUUCCACAGUUAUUAGAAAGAAUGCGACAACUUGAUAUGGACAGGAUUAACGCGACCAAAAGUGCCAUGGUACAGACGGUGGAUGUGGAGACGGGGGUGCUGAAGGGUAGGUUUUGGUUGAAAAUGGCAUUUUCUUGGGGGUUUUAGUGAUUUUUGCAUGGUUUUUUGGGGAGAAAUGGAAGUUUUUUGGACUUUCGUUGUUAAUAAAAGUGAUUUACCUAAAAAACAAGAUUUUUAAAAAUUUUGAAACAAAAAAUUAACAAAAAUAAUCUUUUUUCUAUUUCUAGUGGUUCAACGAUGCUACGAUGACAUGAGAAGCGCAAUAUCAGUCAUAGAUCCUGAGAAGGACACUCACGUUGUAGUAGAGUUAAAGAAAACUGGCUACGCUCAUCCUCCAGACUUUGCAUUCCAAGAUUUGGGAGAUCCGGCUAGGAUUCUGGAUAACAACGGUGAAUCCACAGCAGACGCCUUCAUGGCCAAUAAUGCGACGUUAAAGCGAGGUCAGGUUCAGAAUGGCAAAGCAGUCAGUCGGAAGGGAUCGAUGCAUCAUCGUAUCUUUGGUGGAAGUGGCAAUAAUAGCGGAAAGGUGAGGGUUUGGAGGGGUUUUCCGGGAGUUGUAGUAGGAUUUUGUUAUGGAUAACGUAAUUUUUGAUUGUAUAAGAAAAGUAGAAUUUAUAUUUUACAUUAAUGGCUUGAACAUGAUAGGAUCAGCUAAAAGCUUUUUAAACGAUUUUUUAUCUAUUCUUGUUACAGAGCACUGUACAGUCCGAAUACGGCCAUCUACCACCUCAACAACGAUGCCGCAAACUAGAGCACAAGAUUGCCGAACUCGAUGCAGACAUCUCGAAACGAGAACAUUCGAAGGCCGGCCUACAGAAAAUGCUGACGGUAUACACGGAGAACCCGAAGCUAGGCAACGCGGCCGAUGUGGAUCAACAAAUCAACGAAUUCCAAAGCGAAAUCAAUCAUCUAGUCGAUCAGCGAAGCCGAUAUGCCAAACUUUUAAUGGAUGCUCAAGCUGAACUGAAUUUACCUUCAAACGGAUCAAUCGGAUCGUCUUCACCUCGAGUUCAAAGCAUUUCAUCCUUGAAUGGAUCGAAUGGAUUCAUUGGAAAAAGAGCCAGUUAUAGUGAAGAUAGUAUCUCGUCGGAUGGAAGUGCUAUCAUGGGCAUGCCAAAGAGGAAUGGAGGGUUGGGAAGUGAGUUUAGUUUAAGUUUGGUUUAGGUUAUUGAUAAUUUAGGUUUAAAGUGUAGAUUUUUAAUAUUUUUUAAAUUUAAGUUUAAAUUGUAAAUUUUUUAAAAUAUUUUUUUUAAAUUUGAUUUGAAAGUGAUGCCAAUCGUAUUUUACCAACGAAAAUAUAACUUUAAAUUUGUUGACUUUUCUAGGCUCAGCUCAAGGCUCAACAAAUGGCUCAACGCUAAACUCAACCAACGGCGCCCCAGGCCUCAACUCCACAGUAAACUCCUCACUAGCCUAUAUCCCUCACAUUGAUUCAGCGGCCGAAACUGCCUCGAAUUCAAAUGAAUCUACAAAACCAGUAAGCAUCUCCGAAUCUCCAGAAAUCUACGAAGAAACCGACGCUGUCGAACACUUGCCAAUCCUCGGAACGUGUAAAGCUUUGUACGUGUUUGAAAGUGCCGGAGGCGAUGGAACCACAAUUUCAAUGCAAGCCGGUGAUGAACUAUAUCUGUUGGAGAAGGAUGACGGCCAAGGAGACGGAUGGACUCGAGUACGACAUUCCAAGACUCUGUUGGAAGGCUUUGUACCCACCUCGUAUCUUGAAUGUCAUUGGAAUUAA
Bursaphelenchus okinawaensis is the source of this 5291-nucleotide messenger RNA. The record is from the annotation of a GenBank genome assembly. NCBI's taxonomy places the organism in Eukaryota, Metazoa, Nematoda, Chromadorea, Rhabditida, Aphelenchoididae.